GAGACGCCGCCAAGACGAAGGCGCAACAGUCUCAGACACAACUCCCGCAACAGCAGAUUUCAUCUUCUCCUCUCGUGGAGGAAUCUUCGGAUCAGCCGGCCAGGCCAAUUCAUCAUCAUCUUCAUCAUCAUCAUCAUCAGCCCCAGCCUGCGACACGGUCGUUGUUGCUUCUCCUAUAAUCUCCACUCCUCUCUAUGUCUCCCCUGGUGCAACUGUUUCUUCCCCCUUCGACUCUUCCACUAAUCCCAAAAGAACCAGAUACACCAGUGGCCAAUGGAAGCUUCUCCCUUCUCCUUCCUCUCAGCAAAUCCCUCUACUCCCUCCUGCAGAAUCAAGUCCUUCCCCCUCUCAGCUUCAACCUCAAACCCAACCACGUACGUCUGCUGCUUCCUCAUCAGACACUGCCUCGUCCGAUCCCACCCAAUCUCCUCCUGUGCCGUCUUCUCUUUCUCCGGCCACCGGACCGGAGGGGAGCAAGUCGGAGGGGGAGCUGCAAAUUCACCAUCAAUUCAGGAAAGGGAAGUACGUGAGCCCGGUUUGGAAACCGCACGAGAUGUUGUGGCUGGCGAGAGCUUGGAGGGUCCAGUACCAAGGUGGUGGGUCCGAGUUGGGAGGGUCAUCUUCCAGCAGAACAGAGCAUGUGGAAAGUGGUGUUCAGGCUACAAGAGGCAAAACUAGGGCUGAUAAAGAUAGGGAAGUGGCAGAGUUUCUGCAGAGGCAUGGGGUGAAUAGAGAUGCCAAAACGGCGGGGACUAAAUGGGAUAACAUGCUUGGAGAAUUUAGGAAAGUGUAUGAAUGGGAGAGAGGUGGUGAGAGACAACAUGUUGGGAAAAGCUAUUUUAGACUCUCUCCUUAUGAGAGGAAGGUCCAUAGGCUUCCUGCUUCUUUCGAUGAAGAGGUUUUUGAAGAGCUCUCUCAAUUCAUGGGUUCCAGAAUGAGAACUUCUCACGCCAGAGGUGCCGCUGCUUCUUCCUCCAUUGUUGCCGGGGAUGAUUCUAGACAUAGAGCUCUGCCGACACCUCCGCCGUUUAAAGAAGAUGAACUCCCACUCUCAGCUAGAACGAAGCAGCUGGGGAUGACAAGUGGCGGCGAAGCAUUAUUUCAUGGGCCCAGAGGGAUGAUAUUAGGGUUGGAGCCUCCAUUGGAAAUUGCAGGCCCUUCAUUGGCUUCUUCUUCUUCUUCAAAGGAGCUCCGACGAAUCGGGAAGAUAAGAAUGACAUGGGAGGAGUCAGUGAGCUUGUGGGCGGAAGAAGGUGAACUUCAUAGAGGUCGAGUGAGGCUCCAAAAUUCAAGCUUUCUGAAGGCAGAUGAGCUAUCUUUCUUCGACGAUUCAAUGGUGCUUUGCACCAUGGAGUGUUUCGAAGAUGGUCCCUUAAAAGGUUUCUCUGUUGAUAGAUUCGUUUCCGGACAACAAGUCAAAGUCUUUGGCAGAAGAAAGUAUUCUCCCUCAGCCUCUGCUUCUGCUUCUGGUUUUCCUGAGAGAGUUCAGCCCCCUUACUCCGAACCCUUGAUAAGAUCAACGCCUCCAUGGGAAUUUCAGGACCCAACUGAGUACUACAUGGGAUGCUUACGUGUCUCACCACAAUCACUCCCAACGUUGUAUGAGCUGUCGUGGCAUGUCCAGGAGCCUCCAAUGGAAGAACUUCGCUUUCCUUUGAGGAAAGAUGUGUACAAGGACUUGCCUCUCGGGAAGGAACUAUUCUUCACAGCUUCAUCUGAACCGUUGGAUUGUAGGGCCAUCAUGUACGACAUCGUAAGUCCAAUCAUUCGUCCCAACCCUAGUCUCACUCACGCCACUUCAUCCACCCGGGAAUCUCUCAUUUCCCUCUGGGACGAUUGCAUUAAUAGGGUCGUCUCCAAGUUCUGUCCCCUAGAAAUGCUUGUCACCAGAAAACCCACUUCUUUAGGUAAUUCCACUGAGUUAUUAUUGCAAGAUCAAUGGCCUAAUGUGACUGGUUUCGUCAGAAAUUAUUGCUUGUGGAGAGGGGAAGAAACUGACCAAGUUAAAGAAGGUCAACUCGAUCCAUCAUCAACGAUAGCUGAGAAACUCUUGUGGACAUAUCUUGAUCUCCCUUACAUCCUCGGAUAUUACGCUGUUGGUCACGUGGUAACAUUCUGUGCACUGAGUAGAUCACAAGACCGAAUCACCCGUACCGAUUUGUACACUCUUGACCUAUCAUCACCCACAGAGAGAAUCAAAGCCUUAGUGCCUUGCUACAGAAUUGGUUUGUUACUUCCUUUGUUAGCUGAAAGAUGCUUCCAUAUGAACAGUUGUGGGAACUAUAAGUUGUUCGCUUACAGUGAUUUUGAAAGGGUUGAUCUGGGAAAUGGGAAUUUAAUAGAGAUGACUCCAAUUACAUGCACGAGAAUAUUUCAGAGUAAGAGAAAAUGGGUUGCGGUGAAAGAAAUUUACGAGAUCUUGGACCAUCGAAUCCCACAUGCUGAGUUCAUAUUCAGGUCGUGCGAGAAAGACCUGAGCUUGGUGUUUAAACCAAGAGGGUGCAAGAUGAAGCCUGAGAAUUGCGAACAGCUAGUGGAGGCUCUCAAGUACGUGACAAAGGCUUUGGUCGCGUUACACGACUUGUCGUUUAUGCAUAGAGACUUGGGUUGGGACAAGGUGAUGAGGAGGUGUGAUAGAGAGAACGAGUGGUUCGUGUGUGGGUUCGACGAGGCGGUGGGAGCACCGCAGCUGUAUCCUUACAUGGUGGCGGGUGGGGAGGCGGCGCGUGGGAGACAUGCGCCGGAGAUGGGGAGGGGGUUGCACACAGUGAAGGUGGACGUGUGGGGAGUGGGGUAUCUGAUAAAGACAAGCGGGCUGUCCGGCGUGCCUAAGAUGCUGAGAGAACUUCAGAAUCGGUGCAUGGAACAAAACGCCGAGCAGAGACCGACGGCGGCGGACUGCUACCACCACCUGUUGCAGUUGCAGUCGUCGCUGUCAGGUGCCGCCGGUGGAGGGUUGAUGUGA
Messenger RNA from Neltuma alba, 2965 nucleotides. RefSeq lists its product as uncharacterized. NCBI's taxonomy places the organism in Eukaryota, Viridiplantae, Streptophyta, Magnoliopsida, Fabales, Fabaceae. The transcript has 4 exons. The annotation marks the transcript as partial. The record is from RefSeq and is a predicted model, not a curated record.